AUGGUCACUGAAAUCUUCAUCGACAAGGCCAACCUGGUUCUGCAGGCGGCCGCCAAUCAUCCGUAUCUUGCGGUUCUGGUCUACCUGGCAGUCAUGGCAAUCUCUCGGGUCUGGCACUCUGCCAGAUUCGCCGAAUGCUGGUACCAGUUGACUGGUGGACUGCUUGGUCGGAUGUUGGUGGACGUCGCCAGCGUUGUCGCCUGGCCCAUGAAGCUUAUCAUUGCCUACAUGGCUCUAUUCUGGCGGAUGCCCCCCGGUCCACCGCCUCCAGAGGUGGACCAACCCAAAGACCUAGCGACGGAAGACGCGCGCCUCGUCAAGGAGGUUACUGAUGCUGAUACUCAGCUUCAGCAGCACUCUGUCGAGAAUGCCGCCCUCAUCGAGGAGAUUACCAAGCUAAAGGAGAGAGCCAACUUGAAGGAGGCACAGACUGAGCAGCAUUCGGCCGAGAAUGCCCGCCUCACCGAGGAGGUCGCCAGCCUGCAGGAGAAGCUCCGGAACUACGAGAAGACCGUGAGGUUGAUGGCAUCUUUCAAGACGAAGGUUGCAAGUGUCCCUCAGCCCCGACUCCUCCGCCCUGGUAACUACAAAAGCAUACCAAAGGCCAAUCAAUACGGCAUAUACCACGUGAGCGAAGGGAAAGUCCUCCAACCUCCCGACGAUGCUGCCAAGAAGCAAUUAUCGCUGAGCAAAAUCGUCACCGUUGCCGACACCACCCCCGUAAUCGCUCCUCCUGUUAUCUCCAACAACGCUCCGGUCAAUAUUGCUCCUGUACUCUCGUAUAGCAGCAUCUUGAUCGUCGCUGACACCGCCCCCAUCAUCGCAACUCCCGUUCUUUCCUGCACCGGAAUCCUUACUGUCACGGAUGAUGCUCCCGUCAACGUCGCUCCUCGGCUAUCUCUUACCAACGUCUUCACCGUCACCGAUAACGCCCCGACCAAUGUCGUUGCCAUUCCUUCUCCUACUAGAGUUCUCCCCGUCACCGACAACGCACCCAUUGCCACCAUUGAGCCCACGAUGCCUGCUUCAGGUGUGGUGUCUAUCGACGAAGAUAGUGCUCGCAAGGACGAACUGAAUGACCACGUUCAUGAGGAGGCGCAAGACGAGGGCGAGACCGAGAAAGAAGAGAUUCAGGUCACGAAGUCUGACGAGAAGAAUGAGGUUGAGAAAGAGCAAGAGCACGAGGACGAGAACAAGACCGACGGCGAGGAUGAGCGAGACCAAGACGCAAAGAAGGACGACGACGGUGACGACGACGACAAGGACGAUCACCACGAUCUGAGCGGCGGCGGAGCAGUCUUGAUGCUCCCCGAUCAUUCCCUGUCUGCAUCUUCCAUACCCGCGCCUCAAGAACAGCCCACGACUCCUGAUACCAAUGUCCUGGAACAAGUCCAUACUCCCUCAACCGAGUUGCCUGUUCCCGCUCUCCCUACUCUAGCACUCAAAUCGCCUGCCACACACAAGCGCAGACUGAGUGACCCCGAGGAGCCACAGAGAUCCGGCCAUGGACCUGCCUCUCGUCCAAUCCCUACGGAAUUCUCAACCUUGCCGUCUAUCUCUUCAAGUGCUACAGUUGCGUCUGCCCUCGUUACUGCACAGCUUCCUACGUUCGGAAAUGCGACUGGCUCUUCAGCUACAAUUGCCCCGAACGCACAGGUUAACGACAAUGAGGCGAUGGAGGUUGUUCAAACCCAGCCUAGCGACAAGACCGAGGGAUCUGAGAAAGACAAUGGCUAUUUGAUGGACGGCGUUGUUGGUGAGCCCACCGUGGCAGUCGAAAGAGUCGCCGAAACUCAUGACGGAUCUAUGGACGGUGUCAUUCAGCAAGCACCUCCUGUCGCUAUUGUUCGAACCAACCAUGUCCAUGGAGACGCCAUGGAAGUUAUCGAGGUUGAGACGAAUCAAGAUGCAAGAAACAUGAUGGAAGGUGUUACACAAUUCGAGACCACAACGAGAGAGGACCAGGAGAUGGCCGAUGACAUCGGAUCAGCCCAAGACUUCAAUAUGCAUCAAUACACCGACUGCGAUAUGCACGACAACUUCUCUAGCGUCACUCCUGCCGUCGAGAUCGUGGAUACGGACAUGCAGAAUGAUCCAUGCUUCACUUACACACCUCGCCAGCCCGCGACGCAAGUCGCCAUCGACCGUGAAAUAGAGAUGGACAUUCUAGAGGAUCUUCGACCCGAGUUGCCGGCCACUCCAGGCGAAUUCGGUCCAAUCGAUCAGAUCUUUGAAGAAACCUUCGUUGAAGCCGGCCCUUCUUCACCGCCGUUGAUUUUGUCACCGACAAUUCCAGACGAGUUUUAUGCCCAUCCUCCACCGAUGCCUCUCAGGGUGCCAUCUCCAGACCCCUUGGAUGACCUCUACUCCCUCCCUCCUUCAACCCCUCCCAGGUCGCCAUCCCCGGACCUGUUGGACGACAUUUACUCCCCCCCUCCGCCAUCUCCUCGCAGGUCUGCUCUUCCCUCGCCCCCCAUCGCUCCUGUCCACGAGCAGAACAACCAGACGCAAACUCCGACGGGAACAGAGUCAGUGGCAGAGCCCGCUGACCGCGUUAGCGAGGAAACUACCAAGCAACAUGAGCAAACACGUACGGGGACGAGAACAGAAGCCUCAACAAGACCACGGGCAACUCAGCAGCAUUCGUACACGCUGACAUUGCCGCUUCAAACUUCUGCAUCGCGUCAUUCACCAAUUACGCCCAUGACCCCGACCCCCAAUACACAAUCAGCGACUGGCGGUUCAUCAUCGGUCUCGCCUCGAAGAAUAAUCCGCAAAGGCCCACGCCCAGAUCCCUUACGCCCCUUGCGAACAACAAAGCCGUCGUCUCAGACUCAGAAAUCCAAGGAUACGGGCUGCGCCAAAUUGGGACCAGACGGACAGGUAAUCCGCUCCCCUGCCGCGAGACCCCCCGAAGACCCCAAGACCCCAACGUCAGUCAAAGUUCUCGCACCCAAACGUAACGGCUCGGCGGCAGACCCAAAAGAGGCUUCCCCAGACGCACCGCGCAUCUCGAUCUUCUCGAUCUCUGACCCAAUGCCCGCACCGGCUUCGACCCCCCAGCAGCCGUCACAGGCAACUCGCUACUCAAGCAACAGAGCCCAGGCAAAGGAGAAGAGGAACCAAGAGGAAGCCGUACAGACUGGUGAUACCCCCGUGCCGAGCUGGUUCUCGCGGCCCCGGCAGAUUCUGCCUCUUCCCAGAAGCAACAGAGCAAACAGGUCCGCAGAGGACAUCGCAACCCAUCAACAGAGUGUGUACACGACCAGGCGCGAGUUGGAGCAGGAAGUUGAGGCGUCCGAAAUCCAAGAAGCGACCGGUGGCGAAGAUGGCCACCGGGAUCGAAUUGUUCGGGUCGUCGAGAGGGCCGAACAGAACCAGUCCGAGAGCGUCUUCACGUACGCAGGGCACGCAACCAGAGAAGAGCGCCUGGCUGUCCUCCGUCUACUGAUCGACAUUCUAAGGCGUCAGAAUCAGGAUACUGGGGCCGCCAGGAAGUUCAGGAAUUGGGGGGGAGAGAGGCGACUCAAGCUCUUGUCUAAGGAGAGGUGGCAGGAAUUGCCCGGCGCCCCGGAAGAUCAGAAGACUUUCCUCACCAGAGAACAGGUGAACGAUCUUCUGGGGCAUUGGAUGAGGUACCUCCUUGAAGGACUUGUCCAACAGGGUAUCGUGUACGCAGAUGAGAUGGAGGGAAUUUUGAGGGAAUGGAUGAGGAUGGUGGAGGAAGAAAGGCGGUCUCAACGGCAAUGA
This is a messenger RNA of Colletotrichum siamense, 3750 nucleotides long. RefSeq lists its product as uncharacterized. The transcript has 2 exons. Lineage: Eukaryota; Fungi; Ascomycota; Sordariomycetes; Glomerellales; Glomerellaceae. The coding region runs from base 1 to 3750 and encodes 1249 amino acids. The record is from RefSeq and is a predicted model, not a curated record.